CUUAAUUAGGAAAAUAGAAUAGAAUUUAAGAAGGAAGCUUGACAUCCUGUAAGAGUGGGAAUCAUGUGGCUUUCCAGAUGUGGUUGGACUAUACAUCCCAGAAACCAGUCAGCAAAAACAAUGGAGCUGAGCCUGAAACUACAUUUCCCAGCAUCCCAUUCUUCUCUCUCGCCUCUGAAGAACGUUCAAGAGCUAUGCAGCAGUGAGCGGCAUGUGGAGCAGUCUUGUGCGCCUGCGCAGUGGUGGUACCUUCUGGCUGGACCAUGUCUUUGCACUUGACGGGGAGUCCUUUGAGGGAGGCAGGGCUGAGCUUGUGGCUCUUGUGCUUUCCUGCAGACCUCUGCCUCUCCUCCGCCUCUGGGUUGGCUGCUGCUGGCUCCAAGUUGCCUUCCCCAGGGCCAUGCUCCUACAGCAAGAGACAUCAUCCUCUUACCAGGAGCUGAGUGAUGAUGUGGAGCAGGUGACUCUAAACACUGAUCCUUCAGAGGAACAAGAAGAUGACCAAGAAGAUGCAAGCUCAGCCAUCCUUCCAGUCCUAGACAGCAGCAGUGCUUCAGUGCCUUUCAGCAAAUCCUGCCUAAAGAAUGUCUUCUCAGUUAUUCUCCUCUUCAUCUAUCUGCUACUGAUGGCUGUAGCCAUCUUCCUGGUUUACCAAACCAUUGCCGACUUCAGGGAAAAACUCAAGCACCCAGUGAUGUCCGUCUCUUACAAGGAGGUGCCCUCUUACGAAGCACCAGGUAUUGCCCUCUUCCCAGGCAAGGCUGAAUUCUUGACCUGCAAGCAUCACUACUAUGAUCACAUUCCACCUCUGGUAAACCCAGGUCAGCCAGGAGAAAUCAAAUGCAUGACACAGAGAGUUAACUACACAGCUCCUUUUACUAAUAAAACCGAGAAACAUGCCAUCGUUGUUGAAGGACCUCGAGAUGUGAAAAAGCGGGAACUGGUCUUUAUGCAGUUCCACCUAAAUGAGACAGACCAGGACUUCAGUGCAAUAGACUACCUUCUUUUUAAUUCAUUCCAGGAAUUCCUCAGCAGUCCUGACAAAUCAGAAUUCAUGAAGGUGUGUGAGAGCUCCUACUCCAGUUGGAAGUUCUCUGGCGGUUUCCGAACCUGGGUCAAGAUGUCUUUGGUGAAAACGAAAGAGAAAGACAGCAGGGAGACAGUUGAAUUCAGACAGGAGAUCAGUGUGGUCAACUACAUUGAACGGAGGACGAAAGCGGAAGGUGACCAACUGUUUUUUGUGGUUUUUGAAUGGAAAGACCCGUUAAUUCAAGAAGUUCAGGAUAUCGUUACUGCAAAUCCUUGGAACAUGAUCGCUCUUCUAUGUGGCAUUUUCCUGGCUUUGUUUAAAGCAGCAGAUUUUGCAAAACUCAGUGUGAAGUGGAUGAUAAAAAUACGAAAACGGCACCUCAAGAGGAGAACUCAAGUCCUGAACCAUAUAAGCUGAAGACCAAGUGCUAAUGAGUUUUCUAUUACAUUGAAGAAUACAACUAAUAAUCUAUGGAUACAGAGAGAUGACUGUGCACUGACCCCGCAAACACUAGCUAUCCGGUUAUUUCCAACGGAAGUGUCAAGAGUCAGAGACAGACAGAGGUAGGGAAUCAUAGUUUGUUUAUUAAGGAGCAGAGGAAAGAGAAACAUGGCUGGGAGGCAACAUAUCAUAAGACCGUCAAGGUGCAUGCUGGGUUCAUAACCCUUGUUGAAGCAAACACAAGCAGAGUUUAUGUACGCAGACAAGACGUCCAGAAGAAGGUCUGUGAAAAAUCUUAGUUGUGUAGCAAAUGAAUCUCAGUACAGCAAGGUUUCUCUCAAAUUAGGGUCUUUAAUCUUUGUUACAUAACUAUUUACAAAGAUUACACAGAGUAUAAGACAUCCAUUUUGAAUACUCUCAAAUAAGUUGCUUUACCAACCAACUGACCAUAACAACAACCUCUGAGGCAGUUACAGUAACACCAACUGUCUAACCGACAUUCUCUCUCAGAAGAAGUGACAGUUGCAUCAGCCUUCCCACAAUGCACUGUUUUAAAAUGCACACUCAUGUAACUGCCACUAGAACUGUAAUAACUUCUGCUACAGCUCCACGUAGUGGCCACAUCCAUGUCAUUUUCUCAGACCUGUUUACAACAUGGUCCUGACAAAGACUCCCUUGACUUUUGACUGCAUGGAAUGAACUACAUGAGAGGCCGAAUGGAUAGAUUGAGUGGUUUUAGGUGAAAAGGGAGAAAAUAACCUCAAAAACGAGUGCAUUCACCGUGUUUCACAGUAAGGAGAACACGGAGAUCUCACUGCCUGGUUGGUAGCAAUUACAAACUACCCUCUAAACUUUUGAUCAUGAAUUCAUAAUAGAGUGGUCAUCCCAAGUACCAGAAGAUGUUGCAGUCUUCAGUUCCACCUGGUUCAGGCCCAUGUACAGCCAAUCUAAGGUGGACAGACCUUUCCAUAGGCUUUUAGGCAACAAUGAGGAGACUGAAUAGCUGACUAUGUCACUAUCAUAGAUCACCCGAAUCCCAACAAUUUUGUUUGCAAGAUACUAAUUUAUUUUUAUUUGUCUAUUAAGAUUUUGGAAUAACAAGACCUUUCUUUGGAUCUUGACUAAUCUGAGGAAAAUGCUUACUUUGUUCAAGCAAAACAAAAUGGAGGGAAGUAAAGGACAAUAAAGGAAGAGGCAAGAAAAGGAAGGUAAAUGAACGUAUUAGCUUGUGGCUGAAUUUAGCUUGAAAAGGUGGCUAAAAACCAUAAUGGAUGCUUCACACAGGGUAAACCCCAGGGACUACAAGGCUAUAGCUUUGUCUGGGCAAAACAAAGCAGCAAGGUGGUUCAAACAAGAAAAAGCUCUGGAUUCAGAAAUAUGUACUAAUGGGGAAGUGCUGUAAUAGAUCAUGAGGGCCCAAGUAAACCCCAAGCAGUACUUGAAGCUGCAUGACAGGGAGCCCCAUUAGUACAUGAGCUCCACAAUGAAGGGACAGGGACACAUUAAGCAUGUGAACUCAAUGGCAUACAAUGAACUUGGUGCUAGUGAAUGAAAAGGGCACGCACUUCAGAAACUCAUGUAGAAUCACAUUAACCUAAAAACCAAAACUGAAAAGGGGCUUUACAAAUAUGUUAGCAAACUGGACAGAUCAUUUGUACGUACCAAACAUAGGUUUUCCUAAAUUCAGAGGUAUUUCACUCCUUCCUGAACAGUUUUACAAUAUUAAUUGUUUACCAAAACAUUUCUUACUCAGGAUAUCCAUCUGUCAGCUUACAGCCACAGACACCACACAGACUCCCAACAUCUACUAAAAAGGAAGGGGCAGUGACUCACACACUGCUCCUGGUCAAGCCCAACAGCUGCACAUGAAGCAUAGUUUUGAAGCUGGUGGGGUAUUAGCAAAUGGAAGGAUGUCUCUAGGGUAUGCUGGGAAGGAAGCCUGAUAUUGGCACAGGCCCAGUUAAACCCAGCUCAGCUGUCAGGUUUUCAAUCCAGCUAUCCAGUGCUCCUCCCAAUGCUAAUGUAGAAGAUGCCUAAGAGGCACAUUGUUCCCUUUAAUGCUGAGAGUGGUUUUUCUUUGCAGAGGUGGGUGGGGUGGGGGUAUAAAUGAUAGGGUCAUGGCUGGAGCAUCUAGCCUCCAGUCAGCUUGAUUGGAGAACAGCCAUCCCUUUGGGCCGAGGAAGCUGUAAAUUCCUUGCACAGAUAAACACUGUUUAUAUUAAGAUUUUACACCACUUUUCUGCUGGAAAUGCUUUCUAAGUGACUUAGAAAAUUAAAGAAGAAAAAGAAGAAUCACAAUCCAAAUAUUAAAUAUACAGAUAAACGAGAUAGAUAAACAGAGAACAACAUGAGUGAAUGUUUAAAAGAACAUUCCAAUUCCAAAGCCUCAAUGGACAAAACAGUUUUUAUAAUAUUUAUAGUGUGAAAAAUCCACCCAAAAUUGCAUUUUAAAAAUAAAAUCAGGGGUUCUGUUAGGCUUUAUGGGCUGCACUUUGGGAUUGCCAGGGCUGUAAAGAGCUUGCGUGCUGUGCUUUGCCCACUCCUGGCCUACACUAUAUCCACCCAGCCCUUGGUAAACGUGAAAGUAAAAUGGGAAGAUAGGAUAGGAUAAGAAGUAGCAAAUGCUGCAUUUAAAGUAUUUAAAGACUUCUGCAGACUGAGCAACAAAGAUUGUUGAAUGAAAUGGACCUGAAAGAGAUAUUACAGAGAGGGAGGGAGGCUUUUUGAGAAGAUUCUGAUUGGUCUGUUUAGAGCCACAGAGACUAUAAAGAACACAUUAACAGUUCUCCCAUAAUGUCAACAUCAGAAUUCAGAGGGUGCUUUCAUGUACCUUCUCUUCAAUCAAUAUGAAAAUAAGGUAAAUACCUUUGUCUUUCUGCUUUAUAGGAGCUUGUGAGUUCAUCAAACAGUUUUCCAUUCAUCUCCAUAAGUGUUUUCAGCACAUUAUAUACUAAUGCUACAAUGGUCCUAGAAAAAAAGGGAAAGUGCCAUACUUUAAAUUAAGGGACAACUGUUCCGUACCAAAUCUGUUUUUACUGUCUGGCUUUUAUUUUCAUAAAGUGGAAACAGCAAUGCAGUUUGAAUGAGCUUCAGAACAUAUGCUUCUUCUUGAAGACAUAGAAUUUGGGGACUUUUAACUUGUGCAUGGCUUUUUUUAUUAAUCAGGCUUUAAAGCAAUAGGGUGCCCCCAUGAAAUCUAAAUGAACCAGUGUUUACUAUUGUAACAAUAAAUAGAAAUUAGUAGAAAUGAAAGACAGGUGUCGAAACAACAUCAAAAUAAGGAAAUUUUAUUUACAAAUUUAGGAAAUAAGGUGCUGCUUAGGUCUAAUGCAAAUUCCAAAUGCUAAGAAAUUGGCAUAUUCAUAUUGGCUUGUAUCUUAAAACACAAGUCUACUUAAAACUAUAAAGAAUCAUGACAAUCAGCGUUUUGCUUCCUAAACAGAGAGAUUUGUUUACAACUCUCAAAUAAGAAAACUGUUAACAAAAUUAUCUCCCAAUUAUUCUGGCUAUUAGUAAUAUAUUUUUAACCUCAUUCUGUUCUCAAUGUAUUAUUUCAAGGGGGUCCUUGGGAAAGAAUAGGUAAAGAACCACUGAUGUAGAACAUCAUUUUCAUAAUGGGAGAAUGCCCCCCCCCCCGCCUUCCCAUUUUCUGUAUUAUUUUUGUCUAUUGAUCAUGUAUGAUCCUAAACACCAGUAUUCUUGAACACAAAGUAUGUUUUCGGGAUUAUGAAAAUUAGAUGAUACCCUUUAAAAAGUGUCUACUUCAAUGUUGUCUUAUAAUGAAGUGGAUAAAC
Sceloporus undulatus (fence lizard) is the source of this 5265-nucleotide messenger RNA. RefSeq names its product proton activated chloride channel 1 (gene PACC1). NCBI's taxonomy places the organism in Eukaryota, Metazoa, Chordata, Lepidosauria, Squamata, Phrynosomatidae. The transcript is spliced from 10 exons. The coding region runs from base 212 to 1447 and encodes 411 amino acids. The record is from RefSeq and is a predicted model, not a curated record. Gene Ontology annotation, cellular component: cell surface.